Molecule: messenger RNA, 1156 nt
Organism: Tarenaya hassleriana
Lineage: Eukaryota; Viridiplantae; Streptophyta; Magnoliopsida; Brassicales; Cleomaceae
Product: galactinol synthase 10-like
Exons: 4
Coding region: 1-996 (331 amino acids)
Molecular function (GO): glycosyltransferase activity
Source: RefSeq, a predicted model, not a curated record
AUGUCGCCGACAGAGAUGACCGGAGAGAGGAUUCCGACGACCGGAGAAAGGGCUUACGUGACGUUUUUGGCGGGAGACAAGGACUACUGGAUGGGAGUGGUGGGGCUGGCGAAGGGGCUGAGGAAGGCGAAGUCGGCGUACCCCCUCGUCGUGGCGGUGCUGCCGGACGUGCCGGAGGAGCACCGCCGAAUCCUGGUGGCUCAGGGAUGCAUCAUCCGUGAGAUACAGCCGGUUUACCCGCCGGAAAACCAGACCCAGUUCGCCAUGGCUUAUUACGUCAUCAACUACUCCAAGCUCCGAAUUUGGGAGUUCGUGGAGUACGAGAAGAUGAUAUACCUCGACGGAGACAUACAAGUGUUCGACAACAUCGACCACCUCUUCGACAAUCCCUCGGGAAACUUGUACGCCGUGAUGGACUGCUUCUGCGAGAAGACGUGGUCGCAUACUCCACAAUACCAGAUCGGAUUCUGCCAACAGUCGCCGGAAAAGGUGACGUGGCCGGCUGACCUCCUCGGCCCUCCGCCGCCUCGCUACUUCAACGCCGGCAUGCUCGUCUUCGAGCCCAACCUCGUCGUCUACAAUGACCUCCUCCGUACUCUCGCCGUCACCACUCCCACAUCUUUCGCAGAACAGGAUUUUCUGAACAUGUACUUCAAAGACAUUUACGAGCCGAUACCGUUGACUUACAACCUCGUACUCGCCAUGCUUUGGCGCCACCCCGAGCGCGUUGACCUUGACCAAGUCAAAGUCGUCCACUACUGUGCUGCAGGUUCGAAACCAUGGAGAUACACGGGAGAAGAAGACCACAUGGACCGUGACGACAUAAAGAUGUUGGUGAAGAAAUGGUGGGAAAUAUACGAAGACACCUCGUUGGACUACAAGAACUGUGUCGACGAGAUCGCCGUGUCGGAGACCGAGUCAAAGCUCAAUCCUCUCAUCGCCGCCUUGGCCCCCACUGAGUCAGACGGCGGCUGCCUCGCUCCCUCCGCCGCAUAAUCCGCCGGCCGGAGAAGUGGCUUUAAUUAAUAUAUAUCUAUUGCUACGAUCUCUUCCACUAUAUAUUAGCCAUGUGGAUGAGAUAUAAUCGUCGUGAGAAGCCAUAUGGGUCCCACUUUUUAUUUAGGUUCCUUUUUUUUCGAGUUUAAUGUAAUGUGAG